CGUGAAUACAGUACUGUAUAGACAAACGCGCUGUCGCGGACCAGCUGACCGACGCGUCUACCUGGCGGCCAUAUUGGAAGGGGCGACUUUCCCGUCAAAGUCAACGGAUCCAUCCAUCAAUCCAUCCAUUUUCUAAUCCGGUUAUUCUCAUGAGGGCCCCAGGCAUGCUGGAGCCUGUAUUUAGAGCACAUAGACAAACAUUCAUACUCAUAGUCACACCUAGGCGGGAAUUUAGAGUGUUCAAUUUAACUCCAUGCAUGUUUUUGGAAUGUGGCACGAAACGGGAGGACCCGGAGAAAACCCAGGCACGGGGAGAACAUGCAAACUCCACACAGGAAUACUAGGACCUGGGAUCGAAGCCGGCACCUCUGCACCAUGAGGCCGACCGACAUGCUAACUAGUUGACUGACUUUUUCUAAAAAUAUUAAAACAUUUUAGAAAUCAGCAUCUCUGAUUAAAAUUUGCUUUUGGGCAGUGUCAUUGGAUGUUAAUUUUUUGACCUGCCUGCUGACCUGACCUUGCACAAAGGCCCGUGUGUAUUUUGGCAGGUGUCAGCGGUCUGCCACGUCUGAUAAGAAGCGCGUGGCUUUGCGGGCGCCACGUUGUCAGAAGUGAGAGAACCCUUGGUGAACAUGUCGGGACUCAAUGCCUCCCUGGGCUACUUUGUGGCGUGCGUAGUCUUGGCGGCCACGCUGCAGGCACCGCUGAAAAGGUGGCCGCGGCUUGCCUUCCUAUCCGAGUUGUUGUCGUCGUUCAUGUUAGUGGCGUGCCGGCUGGAGGUUCAGACCAUCGUGGAGGUGGGUGAGUGGGCCGGGGGCUUGGGCCCGGACGUGACGCUGACCAUUUUGUUGGCGGUACUACUGGUCCACGGCGCGGUCUGCGGCGACCAUUCGGGGAAUCCCAGCGUGAGCGCGAUAAGGUUCCUUCAGCUGGACACCGCGGCGCUCGCCACCGUCCUGGCCCUCGCUUCCCAAUUCCUGGGGGCCCACCUGGCCAUGUUGGCGGCGGAGUACUACUGGAGCCUGGAGCUGACCGACAUGCACAUGAUCAAGAACCUGAUGGCCAGGGAGUGCAGCACGUCGUUGCUGGUCUCACCCAUACAGGGCUUCUUCACCGAGGGAGUGUGCGCGCUCCUCUUUCACCUGGUGCAACUCUUCCUGAGACGGAGGAGCGCACUCGUCCGGGUGCCCGUGGGAGCCAUAUUACUCACCUUCCUAUCACACAUAGCCAAAGGUUACACGUCAUCUUACAUCAAUCCCUCGCUAGCUUACAGCCUCACUUUCUACUGCUCUGGAUUCACCUUUGCAGAAUACGCGCUCGUCUACUGGCUGGCCCCCAUCACGGGUAAACUGCAUUCACGUACAUACCGUCUGCGUGUGUGCGUGUAUAUUUUGCGGAGCGUCUGCCCAUCUAUCCAGCGUUACGUUCACACGAGUGAGUCUGUGUGCAUUUCCAGGAAUGAUCUUGGCCCUCCUUUUGUACAUGGGCCACAUCCCAAGGAUCUUUGCCAAGAACCUGCUCUAUUUUCACAAGACGCGUUUCCGGGCGCCAAAAGGAGGAGAAAAAGAGAAGAAGAAGAAAUGAACGCCAUUCCGUUUUGUUUUCUUAUCUUUCUUUUUUAACAACAUUCAAAUGCUACAUGAAAUCGAGAAUAAACAAAUGUUGCUCGUUUUCAAUAAAGCUAAUUUGAAAAAAAUGAUGGGUAGGGUGGGGAAUCUUUGCUUUGGCCUGACCACACAAACAGAAAAUAGCCAAGAUUUUCAGGAAGG
Hippocampus comes (tiger tail seahorse) is the source of this 1769-nucleotide messenger RNA. RefSeq names its product aquaporin 12 (gene aqp12). The coding region runs from base 633 to 1622 and encodes 329 amino acids. The transcript has 2 exons. The record is from RefSeq and is a predicted model, not a curated record. Gene Ontology annotation, molecular function: channel activity. Gene Ontology annotation, biological process: transmembrane transport. NCBI's taxonomy places the organism in Eukaryota, Metazoa, Chordata, Actinopteri, Syngnathiformes, Syngnathidae. Gene Ontology annotation, cellular component: membrane; cytoplasm.